Lathyrus oleraceus (garden pea) is the source of this 1332-nucleotide messenger RNA. RefSeq lists its product as uncharacterized. The record is from RefSeq and is a predicted model, not a curated record. NCBI's taxonomy places the organism in Eukaryota, Viridiplantae, Streptophyta, Magnoliopsida, Fabales, Fabaceae. The coding region runs from base 1 to 1332 and encodes 443 amino acids. The transcript has a single exon.
AUGUCACAACAUCAAGAUACAUCUGCUUCUAAAAAUACCAAGUCUACUCCAAGGGUUAGUGCUCCUCCCGUGGGCGUCCCUGAUGAUGAGAUUCUGGAUGUUGCUCCUCUCUCUGUUAUUCCCGGCGUGGACAUUGAUUUGAACCAACCCAUAUCAAUUGAUGCCUCCGCUUCUGCAUGUUCCAAUCAAGGUAAUCCCUAUAGUAUUCCUUCUGGUUCAACUCCUGCCAUUAACUCUAAGGAAGGAACACACUACACUGAUCGUGUUAUAAGAGACCUAGUCACUAGAAUUCUUAAUGAAGGCCACUCUGUGAAGGGAGUUUCUACUCCCCUUUCUCAAAUGUACCCCUCUCCUGAGGUUGAACAACAUAGUGGUAAGGAUGACGGUUCUUCCAGUUCUGAAAGGGACUUGGUUGCUGAAGGGUUGCGCUCUAUUGGGAAGACCAUGUCUGAAAAAGGGAAAUAUGUGGCUUCUCACACUGCUAAUGCUUCCCACUCUGAGAAGCAUGAUGAUGCAAAUGUUGUGAUUCAUCUAGAGGAUGUUAGCUCUGAUGAUCAAGAGGAAAUCUUGAUUCAUCACAUGAAGCCAAGUGUGGCUAAACGCAUGAAGAGUCGCAAAGGAAAAUUUGUGGCUGAACUUAUGUCAGCUAGAAAAGCCAAGAAGACUGCUGGUAUUGGUCCCUCCAAACCAAGGAGCAAGGUUGAAUUAAAUAAGAGGAAGGUCAGAGAUGAUUCUGAGCCUGAAGAGGAUGUUGAGGAAGAUGUCCCUGACAUCUCGACUGCAAAGAAAACUACUGUUAGGAAGUCCCCGGUUAAAGUUCCUACUAUUCACUUGGAUAACAUCUCCUGCCAUCUUGAGGAUGGAGCUACUAAGUGGAAGUUUGUGAUUCAGAGAAGGGUAGCUAUGGAAAGGGAGUUGGGAAAAGAUGUUGCUGAUGUCAAGGAGGUCAUGGACCUGAUAAAAGUUGUUGGGCUGGUGAAGACUGUUGCUGGGUUCUCUCAAUGUUAUGAAGGUUCAGUUAAGGAAUUUAUUGUUAACAUUCCUGAGGAUAUUUCUGAUAAGAACAACAAGGAGUUCUGCAAGGUGUAUGUGAGGGGUAAGUGUAUAACAUACUUUCCUAUUGUUAUUAAUAAUUUUCUAGGCAGAAAAAAUGAGGGUACGGGGGAAUUAGAAGUUACAGACAAUCAGGUUUGUAAGGAGAUUAUAGCUAGACAGGUGAAAGUUUGGCCUGUUAAAAAGCAUCUUCCUACUGGGAAGUUGACUGUCAAGUAUGCUAUAAAUUUUCCAAAGGGGGAGUUUGUUGGUUCUAUGGAUCGGCAUCAACUUUGGUAA